AGCAUAAAGCUCUUCAACGUGUUCAGUACUAAUUAGUUGAUAUGGGUCGUUAAUGUGAUUUUAUUAUUUAACUAAUUUGUUGGACUGUUCAAGUGUGAAUUAGCGACGGGGAUCGUUUGUUUCUUGUCUGCCAGUUUAAAUGAGUUUUCGCUAGCGAAAAAAGGAGAAAAAUAACAGCAUUAGCUUGAAACUACUGGAGCUGACGAGACGUACGUUUAGACAAACUAUCGCCGUUUGGAUUCAAAAUGUCGUCCACCGGCGGUCCGGGAGAUGUUCUCCAGCAGGUCAACCAGUUGUGGUCCAUGUUGGACGACCUUUGCCAAAACGACCCAGAAGCUUACCGCAGCUUCUUGGAGAAACAGGUGAAAUCCGGAAUGGAGUACAAUGCGCCGCCUCAGCUCGACUCGUGUAUACGCAUCGACAUAUUGGAACCACCGGGAGGCUCGCUUUACAUUAACAUAUGCAGCUGGAAGCGUGUACCAGCAUCCCAAGAUCCCAGCAAGCCAUUACCUGUGUAUGCUGGAAGCCUGGAAGCACACACAGAUGAAGGUGCUUACACAGUGCUGGACAUAGCGUUUAACCCCGAGGUUCUGCAGGACUGUAAGAAAGACAAGGCAGAGAUGGACCAAGUCUACAUGCUGGCUCUGAGCUUCGCCCAGCAGCAGCACGGGCUCAAGUUGUCUCAGCAGUAUAAUGUCGUUAGCUUUUGCCCCAAAAAUGGCCCGGAGGACUUGCGUCGCCGCCUCGGCUUCCAGCAGCAGCAGCAGCAGCGACUGACUGCAGACAAACUGUCAGAUGCAGACGGGCAGAGCCCAGACUCCUUCCUGCAGCAGAUCAACUCUCUGCGGCUGGCCAAAGACGACAUGGGCCCGCCAGCUGAUAUUGUCCAUGGACCAGCCGUGCGCAAGAAGGGCUUGAUCGAGGUAAUAUCCUCCACCACGUUUGGGCAGCCUGAAAAGCCAGAAUACCGACUAGAGGUGAAGGCCCACGCCGAGGGAUUUCCCUGCAAGCUGGAGCUGACUGUGGAGCUGCCCAAGAUAAGCUCCAUGUCAGAGUGGCAGCUCAAGAUGUCCAAGGAUGACGUCUUGUUAGAGGUGGAGGACAUCUACUACUUGCUUCUGGACUUGCCCAAGUCUGUCAAUGAAAACAGUGCAGUUGCCAUCUUUAAUAAGCGGAGUCGAAGGCUCAGGGUAACGGUGGAUAUUUUAUGACACGUCCGGACUG
Messenger RNA from Phyllopteryx taeniolatus (common seadragon), 1224 nucleotides. RefSeq names its product PIH1 domain containing 2 (gene pih1d2). Gene Ontology annotation, cellular component: cytoplasm; ribonucleoprotein complex; R2TP complex. Bases 246 to 1211 code for a protein of 321 amino acids. The record is from RefSeq and is a predicted model, not a curated record. Gene Ontology annotation, biological process: box C/D snoRNP assembly; rRNA processing. Lineage: Eukaryota; Metazoa; Chordata; Actinopteri; Syngnathiformes; Syngnathidae. The transcript is spliced from 6 exons.